This is a messenger RNA of Helianthus annuus (common sunflower), 2086 nucleotides long. RefSeq names its product high affinity nitrate transporter 2.5. The record is from RefSeq and is a predicted model, not a curated record. Gene Ontology annotation, biological process: transmembrane transport. Bases 266 to 1783 code for a protein of 505 amino acids. The transcript has 3 exons. NCBI's taxonomy places the organism in Eukaryota, Viridiplantae, Streptophyta, Magnoliopsida, Asterales, Asteraceae. Gene Ontology annotation, molecular function: nitrate transmembrane transporter activity.
AACCUCUGCCGUUUACAGUUUUCCGAAUCACAAGUUUUUUUUACUACAUAAACCCACUUUAUCCCUCUGCCGAUUUCCUCACAGAAAACACCUCCUAAAAAACGAACACCAACUGUUUGUUUUUUGCCCCAGCUAACCUUUCUAUAUUCAGCAAAAGCCUAUCAUUGUAUCACCCUUUUUGCCUUAUAUAACUCCACCCCACAUCACUAUAUAGCAAACAAACCACUGGGUUUUGUUUCAUUUGUUUUAUUUCAUUCCAAAAACAAUGGAAAUCUCACAAAAUUCCGAUACCGAUCAUCGGAAAUUCGCUCUUCCGGUUGACUCCGAACACAAAGCAACCGAAUUCCGGUUGUUUUCGAUCGCUACGCCUCACAUGAGAGCCUUCCAUCUCUCCUGGAUAUCUUUCUUUGCAUGUUUCGUUUCGACUUUCGCAGCUCCCCCACUCCUCCCAAUUAUCCGAGACAAUCUCAAUCUAACCGCUACCGACAUCGGUAAUGCUGGGAUUGCAGCCGUUUCGGGUGCGGUUUUCGCUCGUGUAGCGAUGGGGACCGCUUGUGACCUCUUCGGUCCACGCCUAGCCUCAUCCUCCCUCAUCCUCCUCACCGCUCCAGCCGUCUACCUUAGCGCAAUCGCUAACUCCCCAUCCGCGUUCCUAAUGGUCCGGUUUUUCACUGGAUUCUCAUUAGCCACGUUCGUUUCGACCCAAUUCUGGAUGAGCUCAAUGUUCUCACCGAACGUUGUUGGAACCGCGAACGGGCUCUCCGGUGGGUGGGGCAACCUCGGUGGAGGCGCGACACAGCUGAUCAUGCCACUAGUAUACUCUCUAAUCCACGACAACAUUGGUUCAACCAAAUUCACUGCUUGGAGAAUAGCGUUUUUUAUUCCGGCUUUUUUUCAAACACUUAGCGCGUACGCCAUAUUUUUUCUAGGACAAGACAUGCCUGACGGAAACUACGUCCGACUCGAAAAAUCCGGUGAGAAACACAAAGACAGCUUCUCGCAGGUCUUCUAUCACGCGAUUACAAAUUACAGAGGAUGGAUUUUGGCGUUGACUUACGGGUACUGUUUCGGGGUGGAACUAACGAUUGAUAAUAUUAUCGCACAGUAUUUUUACGACAGGUUUAAUGUUAACUUGCAUACUGCGGGGAUAAUUGCUGCGAGUUUUGGGUUGGCGAAUUUGUUUUCGAGGCCUGGAGGUGGGAUAUUGUCGGAUUGGGUGGCGAAGAGGUUCGGGAUGAGGGGGAGAUUGUGGACGUUGUGGGUGGUUCAGAUGAUUGGUGGGUUGUUGUGUUUGUUGUUGGGGAAGAUUGGUUCGUUGAGUGGUUCGGUUGCUGUGAUGCUUGUGUUUUCUGUUUUUGUUCAAGCAGCUUGUGGUCUUACGUUUGGUGUUGUGCCGUUUGUUUCCCGAAGGUCAUUAGGGGUGAUAUCGGGGAUGACUGGUGGUGGAGGAAACGUAGGGGCCGUUUUGACACAAGUGAUAUUCUUCAGGGGGUCAAGAUACUCAACAGAAGAAGGUAUUUCUCUAAUGGGAGUAAUGAUCAUGUGUUGCACCCUUGUAAUUCUUUUCAUAUACUUCCCUCAAUGGGGUGGUUUAUUUUGUGGGCCGAAAAAAGGAGUAACCGAGGAAGAUUAUUAUUUGGCCGAAUGGACCGCGGCUGAAAAAGAACAAGGAUUUCACAAAAUGAGUAUGAAAUUUUCGGAAAAUAGUCGAAGGGAAAGAGGGAAAAAAGGUGCAUCUGUUCCGGUUCUAUCUGACAAAGAUACCCCUCCAACUAUCGUAUAAUUGUAUGUCGCACACUUUUCUAGUUCUAUGUUUGGUGAAGAAUGUUAAGAAAGGUGCUUUUGGUGUGUUAUCAUGGUGAAACUUUGAUGGUUACUUGUACUUUAUGGGGGUCAAAGAUGUAUAUUGUUGUGGGUUGGAACUAUUUUGUGACUUUGUGUAUGUAGUAGGUCAUGUUUUGAUGCAUCAUGAUUCAUGUUUUGUGACUUUGUGUAUGUAUUUGUGGGUUUUUUCUCAAACAUGAUCUAUACUUGUAUCUUUAUUUAUGUUUGUACCAUUGAAUAUUGGUGCUAUUUCUUUUUGACU